GGAGGCGGGACUUGAGAAGCCCGCCCUAAGCUCCAGAGAGCUGUCUUCCACCGAGACCAGCCGGAGAGUGGGCGAACAUGAAGUCCAAUCCCGCCAUCCAAGCCGCCAUCGACCUCACAGCGGGGGCCCUCGGGGGCACAGUGUGUGUCCUGACCGGGCAGCCCUUCGACACCCUGAAAGUGAAGAUGCAGACGUUCCCCGCGCUGUACAAGGGCCUCACCGACUGCUGCCUGAAGACGUACUCCCAAGUGGGUUUUCGGGGCUUCUACAAGGGGACCGGCCCAGCACUGAUUGCCUUUGUCGCCCAGAACUCUGUCCUCUUCAUGUGCUACGGCUUCUGCCAACAGUUUGUUAGGAAAGUGGUUGGAUUGGACAAGCAGGAAAAACUGAGUGAUCUGCAGACUGCAGCCGCCGGUUCCUUCGCCUCUGCGUUUGCUGCGCUGGCCCUGUGCCCCACUGAGCUUGUGAAAUGCCGGCUACAGGCCAUGCACGAAAUGGAGAUGUCAGGGAAGAUAGCGAAAAGCCAUAAUACAGUUUGGUCCGUCGUGAAGAGUAUCCUUAGAAAGGAUGGCCUCUUGGGCUUCUACCACGGACUCUCGAGCACUCUACUUCAAGAAGUACCGGGCUAUUUCUUCUUCUUCGGUGGCUAUGAACUGAGCCGAUCGUUUUUUGCCUCAGGGAGAUCAAAAGACGAACUAGGCCCUGUCCCUUUGAUGCUAAGUGGUGGAAUUGCUGGAAUUUGCCUUUGGGUUGUCAUAUACCCAGUGGACUGUAUCAAAUCCAGAAUUCAGGUUCUUUCCAUGUCUGGAAAACAGGCAGGAUUUAUCGGAACUCUUUUAAGUGUUGUGAAAAAUGAAGGAAUAGCAGCCUUAUAUUCUGGACUGAAAGCUACUAUGAUUCGAGCAUUCCCUGCCAAUGCGGCACUGUUUUUGGCUUAUGAAUACAGCAGGAAGAUGAUGAUGAGCCAGUUUGAAGCAUACUGAAGUGUCUUGGUGAACCUGGGUUCAAGUACUUGCAUUUGAGGACUAUAGUUUAUCUCAGGGUUUCAUGGAGUACUGGACCAAGGUGGAAUUAUUUUUUACUUCAUGGGAAUUUUGUUUUUGUCUUCCCUUCUUCUACCCUAAAUCUUAAACUUUACAGAAGAACCUCUAUUUCAUAUCAUAUAAUUUCUGCCGGUAGUGGUAUUGACAUAGAAAAGUUGCUGCUCUUGUGUUUGGUGGGACAUACAGAGUGAGCAGGUGGCCCUAUGUGCCUAAUCUGAAAGGCUAGAGAUAGUUAUAUCAUGGCUUUUGCAUAAACCUGUACUUGUACAUGCAGUUUGGUUGGUUAUGUGUUAUGCGUGAAACACAGUUUGGUUCCAUGGUUAAUCUCAGAUCACCAGAAAAACAGAGUUAACCAUGAUUCAUGAAGAUGGUUAUGAAUGAUUGCUUAACCCAUUCAAGAUGUAGGGCCUCUUUAAAACUCUGCCUAACGUGUGUACUGUACCAGGCAAUUAAAGUGUUUUUAAAAGUUUUCGUGUAGUGCUUGAAAACCAGAAUACCCAUCUAGAUUUUUAAAAGGAGAAUAUACCUGCUUACUGGUGUGGCUUCCACAUUCUUGAGUUUAAGUUUCAAAGUAGGCAUCCUGGAUUUUACCAACAUGCUCUGCUGUUAAAAUGGUGCCAUUUAUUUUCAAAAUGGGAUCAUAUUCUGCUAUCUUCAUUAGGUGUGGUCUAGAGCUUCAGACCUUUGGGAAGUAGUAUGGCCUUCAUCUGUACCAACUUCCCUUCUUUUCCUCUCCCCAAGAGCUUCCUCUCUGCUGGGCUUUAGGUUGAGGAAUGGGGUGAGGGGAGGGGGCUAUGCUGCUGUGCUUUGGUGAAGAUCCAUGUAGCUGACAACAGUUCUUGGCUUCCAGUCUUCCAGGGAGUUCUGUUGGCUCAAUUAGGGGUUGUUGAUCCACUUUGGAUCAUUCACUGUCCUCUCUGCCUCCCUCGGUCAGAAACCCUUCCAGGAAACAGAGAGUGCCAAAGCCAAGAGAAGCUUUUGUUCCCUGUUUGGUGAUCAAGUGACAGUACUCAUGGAUGAAGUCCUUUCCUCUCAGACAGAACUAGACAGAAGUUAGUGCUUGCACUCCACAGUGAGUAAUGAUAGGGCUGACCCAUCCUGAAGUUUACCUUGGGGUCCAUAACUCCUUGCCAUGCUUUAACAGUGUUGGAACUUUCUAAUUUUUGUACUGGCCAUCAGUGAAUUUUAAUGAUGACUACAUAUGUGGUGUGACUUUAUAAAGCAAUGAAACGUUAAGAAAAACAAUUUUAUUAAAUUAUACCAUAUGUAUGUAUAUACGAACGGCCAAAAAACAAAAACAAAAAACUAAAGUUCAUCUGAUCCCCACAGACUUGGUGAUGAGCACCUAUAGCCUAUGGUGUUAGAGGGUCGUUCUUGUCACUGCCAAAGUAAGCCUCAUCGUUUCUUGCUGCUCCAAGACCAGCAGAGUCUCUCUCAAUAAGAAUUGUUCUUAAGCAGCCUGUAAAGCGGAAAGCAAGCAGGCUACCAGUAUUAAUAAUAGUCCACACCAUGUUUAUCUAUUGCUGUCCGCAAAAUGUAAAUCUUGUGUGGAAUCUCUUUAGCUUUCUUCUAUCUGUGAAGCCUCAGUUGCAACUUCAGCCAUCGUGCCAGAAGCAUAGGGUCAGGGAAACAAGAUGUUGACAAGUGGGGGCUACGGUAGACAUUUGGGGAGGGGAUGCUCAGUGUUGUGCUUGGUGUACUCAAGAGCCAGGGCUGGUCUUCC
Ceratotherium simum simum (southern white rhinoceros) is the source of this 2766-nucleotide messenger RNA. RefSeq names its product mitochondrial ornithine transporter 2. Gene Ontology annotation, molecular function: L-ornithine transmembrane transporter activity. Lineage: Eukaryota; Metazoa; Chordata; Mammalia; Perissodactyla; Rhinocerotidae. The record is from RefSeq and is a predicted model, not a curated record. Gene Ontology annotation, biological process: mitochondrial L-ornithine transmembrane transport. Gene Ontology annotation, cellular component: mitochondrion.